UUUGCGAGCACCUUCAUGGCCGCCGUCUUAUUAUCGAUGCUGUGGAGCCUCAGACUGCUCAUCCAAGGCGUGGCCUCCUCCGCCUGCGGCGUCACCUGCUCCACCGACUACAACGCUCUCCUCAACUGCUCCUGCGCGUCCGUCCCGACGCACCCGCUGCGCCUUGACGUCAACUGCAGCGACGGCGAGCUCCACGUGGCCGGCAGCUGCCAGGUGACGCCUCCUCAGUCCUGGUGCGUCAUGUACCCGCCGGCGCUCUACGACGUCGCCGUCGUCGGGACCGAAUGCACGACGACGGUCGGCCGACGGGGCGGCCCGGAGGGCGAGUUGUCCACCUGGGCGCUCUACAACGUGGUGAAACCUCCGCCGCCUUCCAACGUCCGGGCGAUGAGCGCUGACGGAUUCUACAACAUCACGUGGGACCACAGCAGCGACCGCAACCAUUGUCUGACUUACAGGCUGCGCAUCCGAGCCAGCCCAGGUGUCUCGCAGGAUCCAGCGCGUUCCUUCUUGGUGGAUGAGAGGUUCCUCGUCAUACGCCACAAGGAGCUGCCACCCCGUGCCACGUGUAGCGUGGCGGUCCAGGCCAAGUUGUGUCCCAGUAACCCGUCUCAGGGCCCGUGGAGCGAGUGGAGUUUCACGGUCAAGUGGACGACCACGCCGACAAACUCAGCGGACGUCGGAGUGAAAGGAUCCUGGCUGUACGUCCUGCUAGCCGUCGUCGUCGCCGUCGGCGCCGCGCUGCUGCUGGGUUGCUCUCGAAAACCGUUGUUGCUGAAAAGACUCCAGCUGAGCACGUACGUGUCCAAGCCGCACAGCUUCUUCGAGCCGCUCUACCUCAACUAUCGAGGCAACUUCAAGGACUGGGUCAAGCCCAUGUUCAGCGAGCACGACUUUUUCUGCCACAAACGCGACGCGAGCGCAGAAGCGGACGAGGAGACGCGAGGCAGCGGGACCCUCCUCGUCCGCGCCCCCUUGGCACAAUUGCAACACGUGUCCAUUCACACGGUGACUCUGUGCGGAGAGGAGUCCCAGGAAGGGUCCAGUCCGAACUACGGGGAGCUGCCGGACCGCGAGCCGGCGGAGCCGGAAGUGGACGAGCAGGACGAGGAGCAAGAGGAGCGAGCCUCGCUGGCCUCCGGGCAGCGGUCGGACGACGGCUACCCCCGCGUGGACUUGGACACGGUGGACAGCGGUUUCGGGGAGUGCGCCAGCCCGUCCCAUUCCGGCUCGCGAGACCGCUGCGGAGAUUUCCCACCCGGGCGACUAACCUCGCGCUCCAACUACGUCAAGCAGUGGAUGAUGUGUAGUGACGCUGGGGAAGAGUCGGAAAACGCUCCACGUUGAACAGUCGAGUAGUUUUACUCUUCAUUUUGUAAACGGAUUAUAUAUGUACAAUAUACAGAAUGUUGUUUGUAGGUCACUAAUAACUUCAUCUCACUGAAGGAAGUGCAAAGGGUGACAUUUUCGACAUAUUUUGUUCAUCUUAUUCUUGUUGGAAUCAGAAUACCUUGUUAAAAUCUUUAGGUAUUUAUUUUGUCCCCUUCUGUACCAACUAUGGGUCUAAUUUCAUGUAUUAUUUUUAGAUAUUUUUUUGUUUUGUCCAUUGACUCAAAAGGCCAAUGACACUUUUUAUUUUGUGAAACCAUUCCAUUGUGUCAAGUCAAUCAUAAGGAUGUAUUUUUUCGUAUGCAUUUUGCUCCUGCAAAUCAAAAUAUGAGGAUAACUUGUCUUUUUUCCCCCCAUAAACAUUAUUUGAUUUUGUCCAUUUAUUCAAAAUCUCAGAAUGGCUUAUAUUCUUUCUUCAAUCAAA
This is a messenger RNA of Phycodurus eques (leafy seadragon), 1813 nucleotides long. RefSeq names its product interleukin 21 receptor, tandem duplicate 1 (gene il21r.1). Gene Ontology annotation, cellular component: external side of plasma membrane. NCBI's taxonomy places the organism in Eukaryota, Metazoa, Chordata, Actinopteri, Syngnathiformes, Syngnathidae. Gene Ontology annotation, molecular function: protein binding; cytokine receptor activity. Gene Ontology annotation, biological process: cytokine-mediated signaling pathway; immunoglobulin mediated immune response. The record is from RefSeq and is a predicted model, not a curated record.